AUGCGCGCUGGGAGCACCGCCCCGUCGAAUACCUUUGGUCGUCGUGGGCGAUUUGCCAUCUGCAGCACUUUCCUCACGAGUUUCUCCUCGAAAAUUGGAGUUGCUUGCACCAGUCUUUCGUCACUGUCGGUGUUAAGUGAUGGUACCGCUGCUGUGUCUCAGAUGAUGCGCCGUUUGACGAACAGAGCGAGGUCGAUUUCGUUGUUUGUUGCUGCGUUAGGCACGAUCCACGUCCAUCUGCUUCUUCAACUGGCUGCUGCCGUUGUGCAGGUAUUUCGUUUCUGCCAUGGUUACCAGCUGGUUUCCUCGUUCCUUCCGCUCUCCGGUGUCUUACCUUCCGAGAAGUGUUUCACCGGCCACUCCUCGUCCGACUUGAAACUGAAUUUUCAAGUCUCCCAUGACGAGGUUUUACGUGGACUUUGGGAUCAGUGCCUGUUCCAAGUCCUGAUUUAA
Molecule: messenger RNA, 453 nt
Organism: Soboliphyme baturini
Lineage: Eukaryota; Metazoa; Nematoda; Enoplea; Dioctophymatida; Soboliphymatidae
Source: the annotation of a GenBank genome assembly